AUGGAGGCACAGCCAAAGAAGAAUUUGAAAGAAGGCAGACUGAAGAGAAAACGGUCUGGUCAUGGAGAAACACGUCAAGAAGAGGGAGGGAGAGGAGACAGAAACGAAGGUGUAAAGAGGAAGCGACUGGAUGCCAUGUCUGUGGGUUACUUCCGCAGAGUUAACGAGAGACUGAGUGAUGGAUUCACUGAAGAUGAAGAGAGAUCGCUCUUUGUUGAAAACGUACUGUUGGAGGUGAAAGGAAAAGCCACCCUUGUUGCUAUGGAUAUGACUGGCAGUGUGACUCUGCAGAAGUUACUGCCAUUGGCUAGCCUUACUCAAGUAGGCGAAGUCCUGGCGGAGCUGGGAGGAGAGACAGGUUGUGAGUUCAAACCAGUGUCUUGUGACCGCUGUGGUGGUCAUGUUAUGGAGAGUGCACUGAGACAGAUGUCCAGGUGGACAGAAGAGGACCAGACUGGUAACACAGAGGAGGAGACACAGGGAGAGGAUAAUGGGAUGCUGGAGGCUCAGGUUCUGUUACUCUCUGGUGUGGUUAGAGAGAAUUUCACAGAGUUCCUCAGACACACUCAUGGCUCCCAUGUGGUGCGAACGCUCAUACACGUGUUGGGAGGCUGUCUGGGUCCAGAGCGUUCAGAUAAUCAUUCAGGUCGAAAAUCUACCACCUUACUGACUGACUUUGAAGCACCUGAUUCGUUCUGGAUGGAGCUGAAACAUGUGUUUGGCUGUCUAAUGGAAAACAUGAAGAUUUGUGUCACUGAUGCAGUUGCUGGUCUGGUGCUGCAGACAAUGCUGACAGUCUGUCACAGCAAAAGACCAAAACUUUGCAAACAGCUCAAUAAAGGGAUCAUUGGAUACAUAACAUCUCUCAGCUCUGCUCCUGGUGUCAGUCCCCUUUUGGUAUUUCUGAAAGACCAGGCCUCCAGUCGCCUCAUUGAAACAGUUAUUCAGCUGUCCCAUAAGGCUUUGCUUCGUGACCUGUAUAAAAACCACCUCAGAGGCCAGUUGGUGUCCCUUGCACUCCAUCCCAUCGCGAACUUCCCCGUUCAGAAACUGAUAUCUGCAUCAGCCCAUCUCAAAAUAUUUCUUAAAGUGUUUGAUGAGCUGAACGAUGGGGUGGAGGCUAUCUUGGCUGCAGGUCACAUGGGUGUAAUAAUCCAGCUGGUGGACAGCUGUGCGCAAAGGGAGGAGCGUCAAGGAGUGAUGCUACAGCGCCUCCUUGAGGCUUUCCACUGCGCAAAGCCUGCAUCCCGUCACCUCUCAUGCCUCCCACUGUUUUUGUCUCUGCUUGCCUAUGAGGUGUACUACAACACUGAGACAGCAGAGGGCGAUACAGUCACACAGAGACCCCUUGGCUCCAUAUGUUAUCACGGUUCUUGUCUUGUUCAAACCCUGGCCAAAUUCAAAGACCGCUCGAUAUUAAUGAACAGCCUGCAUAGCCUGACCCCCGCUGACCUUCUGACCAUGGGCACUGACCAGUUUGGGAGCCACGCCCUACAGUCCCUGGUGACCUUGGCAAGUGACAAAGGGAAAGGAAAGAUACUGAGGAAGCUAGAGGGUCAGUAUGUACAACUGGCCUGCUCCAAAUACGGCAGCCGUCUGUUAGAAGCAAUAUGGAACAGCGCCCCUGUCAGUCAAAGGCAGAACAUAGCACAGGAGCUUGUGCCCAGUGAAACUCAGCUCAGAUCAGAUCAGUUUGCCCGACACGUCUGGGCAAAAUUUGCCCUGGCACAUUUCGUGAGGAGGCGCGCCCAAUGGCAGGAAAUACAGUCCGGCGAAUCAAAGAAGAGAAAGAUGUUUAGUGACAUUUUGGACUAAAAAGGAAUGUGACAUGUUUUAAUGGCAUAAAUUAUGACGUUUUUCAGAAUGGUUUUUGUAUGAAAAAAACCAAAACGUACAUUUAUGUGGUCUUCUGUCAGGAUAUAGUAAGAUCACUAUGCUUUUUGUAUUAUUUUCUCUGCAGUUCUCAUGCCAUGUACAUGCUCAAUUGUAUGAUUGGGUGUGGUGCGUUUGUUUCAUGUGUUAAAAACCUUUCCUGGGAAAUACAGAGCGUUUUCAGCGGAAUGGUGUCGCACAUUCUGAGGUCUU
Messenger RNA from Chanos chanos (milkfish), 2085 nucleotides. RefSeq names its product NOP9 nucleolar protein (gene nop9). The record is from RefSeq and is a predicted model, not a curated record. Gene Ontology annotation, cellular component: preribosome, small subunit precursor; nucleolus; 90S preribosome. The transcript is spliced from 11 exons. Gene Ontology annotation, molecular function: RNA binding. Gene Ontology annotation, biological process: ribosomal small subunit export from nucleus; endonucleolytic cleavage in ITS1 to separate SSU-rRNA from 5.8S rRNA and LSU-rRNA from tricistronic rRNA transcript (SSU-rRNA, 5.8S rRNA, LSU-rRNA); endonucleolytic cleavage to generate mature 5'-end of SSU-rRNA from (SSU-rRNA, 5.8S rRNA, LSU-rRNA). The coding region runs from base 1 to 1815 and encodes 604 amino acids. NCBI's taxonomy places the organism in Eukaryota, Metazoa, Chordata, Actinopteri, Gonorynchiformes, Chanidae.